GCCACAGCGUAACUGUUCAAGGACACAAUCUCACGGCGCAAAUUAUAUACCUAACGUUGUAUACCCCACUGAUCUACCAACUACGGGAACUCGUGUCUUCGUGGAAAUAAAUAUACAAUCGCCAUCAUGGUUUCCUUACCACGAAAAUGGCGCAGACACAAUCUCUUUUAUAUUUUGAUGGCCCUUGAGCUUCCCAUCACUAUUGUCAUCCUCACAUUCACUGGGAUUGCUUCUCACGAUCUAUACCGGACCAAGUUAUGGCAAGAUGGAGCAGAUAAUGGCUUCAACAGUUCUCCCGAUGAGAUUCUCUAUGCUGCCGCGAACCAUAGGCCCUAUAAAGUCCCUAUGGUCUGGGGCUCUUUCAUAACGAAUUACAAUCUAGUCAUUGGCGUUUUGAGCACUUUCAUCUUAAUAACCAAACUCCCUGUCCAUGUCCUGCGGAUUUUCUACCCGCCUGUGUCAGUGUUCGUCCACGUGGGACUGUUCAUAGUAUAUAUCGUGUCGGCCAGUUAUCAAGCUGGUUCCGACAAGUCGGAUCCUAAGCACCUGCAAUCCGGCCCACCGUGGUAUCUUACGAAGUCAUGCAGUGUUGCUUCGAAUAAAGAUAACAUUGGAUAUUGCCAACAAGCCAAGGCGCUCUUUGGUUUUACUAUCAUUAUCAUUGUUCUUUAUUUUGUCGAAAUUAUCGUGAGCGUGCACUCCUGCUUCUUGACCAAGGAGGAAAAGGCAGAGCGUGACGAACGCCGUGAAGAAAAGAGAACCAUGAAGGAGUACGAAGAUAUGGUUCUCAGGACCCCCAGAACGUUUCCCAUGAUGAGCCCUGCGCUGCCUUCAGGGGGUGCUACGCAGAUGAUGCCUACUAUGUCGUCACGAAGCCCUGAAUUUAGUACAUUCGGGACUGGAUCGUCAGAUCUUCCACUCCGGGACCAUUUCAGCACACCAAACCCUCGCCCGCCAACACAGCAAGAGUCAUCGGAAACCUUAGCGCCGGGGAACCAACCUCAAAUGUACUUUCCGCCGCCUCCUAAGAAGGCGGCCAAGGCGUGAAUGUUUUCAGAAGUUUGUAAAAAUGUCCUUGAAAAUCUAAUACCCACGGUCAUAUGAGAACCACUUAUGUUUCUAUUUCAUUUCCCGUUUAGCGAUCGAUUUGCAUGAAUCGGGUGUUUUUUCAAAGCCCUACUUGGGGCACUUGCAAGAGGAAUUCAUGAACAAUCACGUAUUAUGUUUGGGCCUUUUCUUUUCAUGUCGCUUUUCUAGCUGUCAUUUGGUCAUUAUACCAUUAUCGCGACUAGAGCAAUCGAACCGCCACGACUGGCUGACUAUUCGUGCUUAGUCCCAAUCUAAUUGAAUACAAGAAAAGAU
Aspergillus pseudotamarii is the source of this 1362-nucleotide messenger RNA. RefSeq lists its product as uncharacterized. Bases 127 to 1047 code for a protein of 306 amino acids. The record is from RefSeq and is a predicted model, not a curated record. Lineage: Eukaryota; Fungi; Ascomycota; Eurotiomycetes; Eurotiales; Aspergillaceae. The transcript is spliced from 3 exons.